AUGGUAGUAGCCCAAGAUACAAUCAACAUUCCCGGCGCUUUAUAUAACAAUGACACGUCACCGAAAAAUUGGCCCAGGAUGUUUAUCGACUCAGUCGGUAAGCAGUCUAUAAAGUUUCGCGAAUACCCGGACCUCGAGAGUGCCGUCAAUUCCGUACGCAAUGGACUUAAUUAUUUGGCGCUUGAGUUCAGACAAAACUUUUCCGACGCUUUCGAGACACGAGUGACCGAUCCGUUGAGCGCUACGGAUGAGGAGUUGAACCAAAGUGGCAUAUAUUUGUACCUUGAUUAUACAGUGUUCUGUUUCACAAAUGAGCAUGGGUUAAUGUCGUUGAAGCAUUUAAUCACCGGAUUUAACAAAUUUCUGGAUAAAUUAGGAAUCGAACUUGGGCAGCCUAAUUUAUACAAAUUAAACACUCCCAUACAAAUAAUCGAGGUGCUUUACGGUCAUAUAGAUAAAGCAUUCAUCACAUUUGAUCUAUUUGGCACUCCCGUACUCGUAAUGAUGAUUGUAUUAAUGCCCAUGGUACUAUCAUCGGUGGUUAUGAUGACCGCAAAGUCAAAAAGCACUAUUGAGAGGGUGUUUGUAGCGGGUGUUAAGCCUCACGAGUAUUUUAUGGCUCAUAUGGCCCGUGGAAGUUUUCUGGAAAUAUUUGUGUUGCUGUUUAUGGAGACAUUUGUUGGAAUAUCAUAUGGCUUACUAUUAACCUUACUUCUACCUAAUGUGAUUUCGCUCAUGGGUUCAUUAUUUGGACUAUAUUUGCCGAUUGCUUUUAUAUCGGGCAUUGUAUGGCCCGUGGAGGCCAUUCCUAGCUAUUUUAGGUUCGUGUCCUAUUUGAGUCCAAUCACCUUGCCCCUUAUGUCAAUAAAAAACAUAAUGGUCCGAGGUUGGGACUACACGAGACCUGAACACUGA
Molecule: messenger RNA, 915 nt
Organism: Oppiella nova
Lineage: Eukaryota; Metazoa; Arthropoda; Arachnida; Sarcoptiformes; Oppiidae
Source: the annotation of a GenBank genome assembly